Molecule: messenger RNA, 2192 nt
Organism: Paramacrobiotus metropolitanus
Lineage: Eukaryota; Metazoa; Tardigrada; Eutardigrada; Parachela; Macrobiotidae
Product: proline dehydrogenase 1, mitochondrial-like
Exons: 11
Coding region: 283-1965 (560 amino acids)
Cellular component (GO): mitochondrion
Molecular function (GO): FAD binding; proline dehydrogenase activity
Source: RefSeq, a predicted model, not a curated record
AAAUGGGUGUGUCAUAAUCAUCGUCUUUCCAGUUCGGGGUUGCAUGUUGUCAGUGUUGGAGAAUUUUGUUUGAACUGUUGCGGAUUAAUCUGAGAAAUUGGAAUUCUCUUCCGCUACCAUCUCUCGGGAAUUUGUUUGUUUUUGCGAUAUUUCAUUCUCGGGAAUUUAUUUCUCAUUUUGUUGUUAAUUUGAGUGCCGUGUGUGGAUUGGCAGAACGCGGGAAUCUGUGUGUGUUUCUCGAAAAGAGUCUCUUUGCUGAUUGUGGAUACAGAUUAGCACAAAAUGUCGGGCCGAUGCGGAGAGAUGUUGCGGGUGUACAAUAAAACAAGUCUUGGUGGUGUGCGGUGUGUGUCGAUAUCGGCGCCAGCGGCGAGUAGGGUAGAGCAUACGCGUAGUCAUGCGGAUACGGCAAAUGUAAAGUUUGAUGAUCCCAAAUUGGCCUACCAAAGCCGGACGACGUGGGAAGUGUUCCGCUCGUGGAUGGUGCUGAGCUUCUGCAAGCACGAAUUCCUUGUUGAUAGCAGCGAUAAGCUGAUAAAAUUCGGACGAAAAGUCUUGGGUCCGAAACUUUUUAAUCGUGUAAUGAAGAAGACAUUUUAUGGUCAGUUUGUCGCGGGAGAAAAUGUGGAUGAAAUCCGUCCGCUCAUUGCCAGAAUGCGCCGUUUCGGAGCCAGUAUCAUUCUGAACUACGCCGUGGAAGAUGAUGAACAAGGAAGCCAACAGAAAAAAUCAGGAAUUAUGGUUCAGCAUGAACCAAAGGAGGAUGCCGGCGAUGUGAACCUGCGAUACUUUAUGAAAUGCGUGGAUGAUAUGGCCGAAGUGACGAAUGGCGAGGGCUUCGCCGCCAUCAAAGUCACCGCGUUAGCCAAGCCGGAAACUCUGACGGCAAUGAGCGAUGCUAUCCGCAAGUCGCAAAUGUUUAUCAACCACUUGCUGGAUCGGGAUGCAGCGCUGCCCGUCACAGCACUGAAUAUUCCUAUGGACGAAAUGAAGCGCAAGCUGGUGGAGAAAGGUCACGAUCUCGGAAAUGUUGCCGUGCAGGCGUGGUUGAAGGGACUGGCUACGCGGGAUGACAUGGUGAUCGACAGUCUGAACUGGCGGGAUAUUCUCGACCGGAAGAUGUCGCUGGAUCAGAUGUCUCUUCUUCCCGGGAACGCCUCGGGUCAGUUCUUGUCCGAUGAAGAGCGCGAAAAUGCGCAUAAUUUGGCUCGGCGCAUGGAUACCAUCGCCGAGCAUGCCUUCCGCAAAAAAAUGCGCAUCUUGGUGGAUGCUGAACAGAGCUACUUUCAGCCGGCUAUUGCACGUUUCUCCCUGGAAUUAAUGCGGCGCUACAACAAAGAGAAGCCGACGAUUUACAACACGUACCAAUGUUAUUUACGAGAUGCCCAUGUGAAUAUGAUGUCGCAUCUGGAACUCAGUAGGCAGGAAGGUUUUCUCUUCGGAGCCAAAGUUGUGCGCGGCGCAUACAUCGUUUUGGAGCGGGAACGUGCGCAGUCCCUAGGCUAUCCUGAUCCCAUUAAUCCGGAUUUCGAGACCACCAGCCGGAUGUACGAGAAGGUGGUCAGUGCCAUUCUGGAGGACAUGCUGCAACGACCCGGCAAAGCCAACAUCGUCAUUGCCGGGCAUAAUGAACAUACCGUCCGAUGGGCUAUCGAUAAGAUUCGCGCACUAAACAUUCCACAGAAAACGAAGCAGUUGUAUUUUGGGCAGCUGCUGGGAAUGUGCGAUCAUCUCUCCUUUACUUUAGCUCACAACGGCUACAAUGUUGUGAAGUGCGUGCCGUACGGCAGUGUGGACGAGGUGCUGCCAUACCUUAUUCGGCGUGCUCAUGAAAAUCGCGGUUUUAUGGAGAAGACGGUCAAGGAACGCCGAUUAUUGCGGCGUGAAUUAUAUCGUCGUCUUCGCGAAGGAGCGCUCUUAUACAACCCCAACGACUUAGACGGCGUUGUACCGCACCGACGUUGAAACCGAGUAGCCACUGCCUUUCAUCAUUUUCGUUAACAGCAUCCAUUUUUUAAAAGAAAUUUAUUAUUGUUGCUCAAAAUUACUAAACGCUGAAUUUCUUUCAGUUUUUAUUUGACCGGAACUUCGGAAUUGAUUUGAGUUAUAUUUUUUAUAACAACCGAAACUGACAUUCCGAAGGAAAUAAAAAAUUAUAAUAAAUCGGCCGGCAAUGUCGCAUGACUGUACAA